Paramacrobiotus metropolitanus is the source of this 2774-nucleotide messenger RNA. RefSeq lists its product as uncharacterized. NCBI's taxonomy places the organism in Eukaryota, Metazoa, Tardigrada, Eutardigrada, Parachela, Macrobiotidae. The transcript has 7 exons. Bases 1296 to 2546 code for a protein of 416 amino acids. The record is from RefSeq and is a predicted model, not a curated record. Gene Ontology annotation, cellular component: catalytic step 2 spliceosome; U5 snRNP. Gene Ontology annotation, biological process: spliceosomal tri-snRNP complex assembly; mRNA splicing, via spliceosome. Gene Ontology annotation, molecular function: U1 snRNA binding; U5 snRNA binding; pre-mRNA intronic binding.
AUAUCUGUGUUUCUGCGAUUCCAGUUUUCAUCAUUUGAUUACUGCAGUGGAAAGAUAGAAGCUUGAAUUUUUGUGGAUCAGGUAAAGUAGUGUUGUUUUCUGUGUGAAAGUGGUGCGAGCGAGGAGUGUGGAUGCUGUCUGCUGUGCGAUCGUGAUUAGAGCGUGCGUUCCGGACUCCUGCUCGAUGAUCGUCGAAGUCUUGUUGCAGUGUCUCACUGACUAGUCCUUCUCCGUCAUUUGAUCAAUGAAGUUUGUUGGCACUUGGCAGAACUAGGGAUUAAUCUACAAAUAUGCUUCAGGAAAGGAUGGAAUUUUAGAUGGUGUAGGCAGAGUGCCAGUGGACAUGUUUUUCGAGGAAUGCUGGUGUUGGUUGGUUGUGCAGCUGAACGAAGUUUUGAACGAAGCCGCCGCAGCCGGACGAGCGGCAGUGGCAGGCCGAGCUGGAGAAGGCCAAGAAGUGGCAGCUGCUGCAGACGAAGCGCUACGCGGAGAAGCGCAAGUUCGGCUUCAUCGACGCGCAGAAGGAGAACAUGCCACCGGAGCACGUGCGCAAGAUCAUCCGCGACAACGGAUAUAACGCAAAAGAAGUUCCAGAACGACAAGCCCGCCUACUUGGGGGCGCUCAAGUAAGUACAUUCCGCACGCGGUGCUGAAGCUUCUGGAGAACAUGCCCGUGCGCGCGACCUGAUCCAGCGCUCCUUACCGGAGCACCGGACCCUAACAACGAGAAAAAUCGUGGGCUAUAACAACAAGAAGUGCUGGCCGCGCGACUCGCGCAUGCGCCUGAUGAAGCACGACGUCAACCUGGGCCGCGCCGUCUUCUGAGACAUCAAGAUCGGCUGCCGCGCUCCACCACUACCAUCAACUGGGACGAGAGCUUCGGGUCGGUGUACUCCAAGGAUAAUCCUAACCUGCUGUUCAGUUUGUGCGGCUUCGAGUGCCGCAUCCUGCAUCCGUGCCGCAUCCUGCAUCCGUGCCGCACCAGCACGGAGGGUACACGCACAAGGACGGCGUGUCGAAUCUGCAGAACGAGGUGACGAAGGAGCGGACGGCGCAGUGCUUCCUGCGCGUCGACGAUGACUCCAUGCAGUAGUUCUAUAACCGGGUGCGGCAGAUCCUGAUGGCCUCGGGCUCGACGACCUUCACCAAGAUUGUCAACAAGUGGAACACGGCUCUCAUCGGAUUUGGUGGCCUUUUACCGCGAGGCGGUGGUGAACACGCAGGAGCUGCUGGAUUUGCUGGUGAAGUGCGAGAACAAGCUUCAGACGCGCAUCAAGAUCGGGCUGAACUGGAAGAUGCCGUCGCGCUUCCCGCCCGUCGUCUUCUACACGCCGAAGGAGAUCGGCGGCCUGGGCAUGCUGUCGAUGGGGCACGUGCUGAUCCCGCAGUCGGAUCUGCACUGGUCCAAGCAGACGGACAUCGGCAUCACGCACUUCCGCUCCGGCAUGUCGCACGACGAGGACCAGCUGAUCCCCAACUUGUACCGCUACAUCCAGCCCUGGGAGUCCGAGUUCACCGACUCGCAGCGUGUCUGGGCCGAGUACGCGCUGAAGCGGCAGGAGGCCAAUGUGCAGAACCGCCGCCUGACGCUGGAGGAUCUGGAGAACAGCUGGGACCGCGGGAUCCCCAGGAUCAACACUCUCUUCCAGAAGGAUCGCCACACGCUGGUCUACGCUAAGGAGAUCCCUUCGCCUUCCUGCCCGAAUCACACUGUCCGCUGGCACUCGCUUUGGAUCGGGUUUUUGCUGCGAAGAUCCCUUUCAUCAGGGAUCUCCAGGAUUUGCUGCGAAAAUCCCUUUCAUCAGGGAUCUCCAGGAUUUGCUGCGAAGAUCCCUUUAAUCAGGGAUCUCCAGGAUUUGCUGCGAAGAUCCCUUUCAUCAGGGAUCUCCAGAAACAUCCAUCCGAAGAUGAGCGCAACGGAUAGGUGGAGCGGCCGCGAAACUGCGGGGACUCAAAGCGGGGAUGAUGACCACGACUCCAACGCCGGUUCCAAGGAGCGUGAACGCGACGAGCCUUUAGCCUCUAAUAACGCACCGGAGUUUCGGGAAGAAAUCUCGGAUUUCGACCAGUGGAUAGAAAACGCGAAAACGGUGCUAGAAUUCGUGGAUCAAAAGUAUCCAGCCUGUAAAGACAAAACCGAACGGACUACACAGUUCUUCGUUAACCGAGUGGCGGUUCUCAUUGAAAAGUUCAAGCUGUACAUGUUGGCGGAGGAUUCGCCGGAGAAUUCGCCGGAGGAUUCUACCCGCCGGAAUGUCCGGAAUGUUCUGGAGCUGAGAAUAAUGUUGGACGAUUACAUCAAUUCGCUCCAGGAAGCCAAAGAUGAUGAAUGGAUGAAGUCACAAGACAAGUGGGAUCAGACAUUAGCGGAUCGCGUGAAUGCUUUCCAGGACCUGCUGAACGACAUUAAAAAGAACAUGGAAUCAAAUCCGGAAGCGUAUGUCAUACUGAGUUCAGCGAGUGGCAUGCCGAAAUCAGCGAGCUCUUUAACACCCGAGCCCUACCCCGUCGUUGAUUUGCGUAAGGUGGUGCCCUACCAGUCUUAAAUACCGCCGGGGCCCACCCGCCCAGCCGUGCGUGAACCUUCGGCGGUGGCUACGAGGCCGGAUCCGAUUGAUCUGCAUAAACAGUUUUGCGAAGAGGACACUUCGAUCGGUGUCAACGAGCGCUCACCAGAUUCAUCGCCGCAUUUCGGUCGGCUUUACAAUCCCGAGCGACUCGGACUGGCGGAUGACUAUUCACUGGAGUCCGAUUCCUCGUAUUUUCGAGGCAAA